Molecule: messenger RNA, 2122 nt
Organism: Drosophila ananassae
Lineage: Eukaryota; Metazoa; Arthropoda; Insecta; Diptera; Drosophilidae
Gene: exd
Product: homeobox protein extradenticle
Exons: 5
Coding region: 223-1353 (376 amino acids)
Biological process (GO): neuron development; embryonic organ development; animal organ morphogenesis
Cellular component (GO): nucleus
Molecular function (GO): DNA-binding transcription factor activity, RNA polymerase II-specific; RNA polymerase II cis-regulatory region sequence-specific DNA binding; transcription factor binding
Source: RefSeq, a predicted model, not a curated record
UAUUUGAGAAAUACCAAUCGUCUAUAUUUUGUACAUUAUCAUUUCUGUUCCUAAAAAUCGAUUUUUGUGAGCGUAUACAUAACAAAAAAAAUUUUCAUCGUUCUACAUUGGUAGAGAAAAGCCGAACCAAGUGUCACAAUUAAAAUUAAUUAUUAGAGGAUAACGAAUUUUAGUCUUUUGAUACCAUACGUCUAGUGUUUGGACAAAGCAGUCCAGCUUAGUAUGGAGGAUCCCAAUCGCAUGCUAGCACACUCUGCAGGUAUGAUGGCGCCACAAGGCUAUGGGUUAACAGGUCAAGAUGAUGGACAAAAUACAGGGAGUGAAAAUGAGGUACGCAAGCAAAAGGAUAUUGGAGAAAUAUUACAACAAAUCAUGAGUAUAUCAGAGCAGUCGCUGGAUGAGGCGCAAGCGAGAAAACAUACGCUUAAUUGUCAUCGAAUGAAGCCGGCACUAUUCUCCGUCUUGUGUGAAAUUAAGGAGAAGACUGUUCUUUCUAUUAGAAAUACCCAGGAGGAAGAGCCACCAGAUCCGCAACUUAUGAGGUUAGAUAAUAUGCUGAUUGCCGAGGGUGUUGCUGGCCCUGAAAAAGGCGGUGGGGGAGCGGCAGCCGCAUCAGCAGCUGCGGCUAGCCAAGGGGGAUCGCUUUCUAUUGAUGGAGCUGAUAAUGCUAUAGAACAUUCAGAUUAUCGCGCUAAACUAGCUCAAAUACGUCAGAUUUAUCAUCAGGAGUUGGAAAAAUAUGAGCAGGCCUGUAACGAAUUUACAACUCAUGUUAUGAAUCUUUUAAGAGAACAGAGUCGCACAAGACCGAUUACUCCAAAAGAAAUAGAGCGUAUGGUUCAAAUUAUACACAAGAAAUUUAGUUCCAUUCAAAUGCAACUAAAGCAAUCUACUUGUGAGGCUGUCAUGAUUUUACGUUCACGUUUUUUAGAUGCUCGACGCAAGCGUCGCAACUUCAGUAAGCAGGCAUCAGAAAUUCUCAACGAAUACUUUUAUAGCCACUUAAGUAACCCGUACCCUUCAGAAGAGGCCAAGGAGGAGCUUGCACGUAAAUGUGGCAUAACAGUAUCGCAAGUGUCAAAUUGGUUUGGAAAUAAGCGCAUUCGUUAUAAAAAAAAUAUUGGUAAGGCGCAGGAGGAGGCAAAUUUAUACGCAGCUAAAAAGGCUGCUGGAGCUUCACCUUAUUCUAUGGCUGGACCGCCAAGUGGUACAACAACUCCCAUGAUGUCUCCUGCACCACCACAGGACUCAAUGGGCUAUCCAAUAGGUUCUGGAGGCUAUGACCAGCAGCAAUCGUAUGACAACACUAUGGGCGGGUACGAUCCUAAUCUUCAUCAGGAUCUAAGUCCUUGAGAAUAGUUUACAGUGUAUUUUUUUUUAAUGCUGCAUGUGUAAGGUUACGGCUAUACGCGAACGUUGGUUGAUGCAGAAAGUACGUUGCUCCUUAAAUUGUAUACGAUUUUAAUAAUUAUGCGUACCUUCUCUGAUAAGAUAAAAAAAACUUUCAUUCAUUAAAAAAAUCAUUCUUAGAUGGUCCUCACACAAGAAAUUGGUUUUCGUACCUCGAAUGCGGCAUUGUUAAAUAAAUCAAACUAAAAUUAGUGCAAAAAGUAAUUUUUGUGUUUUAUAAGCCAGUUUCAAUAAACGCUCAGGAAUUCAAGUCUUACAUUUUUUUGUUCAAUUUUGUGUACUGAGUUUGUGCUGACAUUUUUUUUAAGAUGCAAAAAGAAUUUGUUUCUUUACCAAAACCAUCAACAGAGUAAACUUAAACCCUAGUUGCAGCGCAAAAAAUUGAAAAUUUUCAUGAAAUAUUUAAAAGAAAACUACCAACAUUUUUGAAUAAUAGAAUUUAUUUUCUAAAAUUACACAAUUUAAAUUAAAAAUUUCCAUGAAAAAAUUUGAAAAAAAUUUUAAAAUGGAGUAAUGGUGCGCGAUCUUGUGGAGGUCUGCAUGAAAAAUAUGGUUUUCGGUGACCAAUAUUAUUAGGAGCUGGUUCAUCUGAAACAAAAAAUUCAAACGAAUUUAGUUAAAGUUGAAGAUAAUCUAGUCUUUAAUCGAAGGAAAAAAAAUUUAACUUUUGACAAAAUGGCAACGGCCAAAACCUAACUUUUUGAUUUUGGCA